GGAGGAAGGACAGUGCACCUUCCUUCUCCUUUGGGAGAGGGGAUUGUUUCCCCUUCCCUAACCCUCUAAAAGAGGGGGCACUUUCAAGAUGAUUCAAAACAAUUAAAUAUGUAACUUUAAAAGGAUUAAAAUCAUGGAUAGACAGGUCCCUUUAUAUAAUUAAAUAACACCAAUUGAUUACAUACCUGUUAAAACACUAUACAUGAUCUCUUAGAAAAUGGAUUAAAAAAAAUUUAAUUUAUAGUACCUUUUUAUAUGAUUUAAAAACAUUAGCUUAAUAAAUAGGUUCUAUAGGAUUAAAAAAGACAUUUCAUUAUGAUUUUACAAGAUUUGAGCAAUUAAAAAAACAAACAAAGACAAAUACUAUGCGUAGUUCAUGGUCAAACUUGCAGACAUCCAACACUGAGGAUACGUAAGAAGGGGGAGGGCCAAAAUACGUAGAUGAACUUGAGGGGAGGUGAUAAAAGGAGACAGGGAGGCGAGUCACUCAUUCCUGCUCUGACUUUGGAACAACAUGGACCCCUGUCAGCCAGUCAAUUCAUCUACACAGUGUGCUAGGCCUGAGCAAGACCAGAAACUGGUCGAAACGUCACUGUCCAGCACACGCUUCUUUGGUUUUUUAUUGCUCAAAUAAAAUUUGUUUUUUAUUUUAUAAACCAAUUCAUUUAUUGUGUCCUUUUCAGUUCAUUCAUUGUUUUUUUUUAUUUUGAUUCAUUUCAUUUCAUUUCAAUUCAUUGCUGUAUAAAUAAAGUUGCACAAGCAUAACAUUUCAUUUUAUCACAUAUAAAUAUAUUAUUAAAAACAAUUAUAAAUAUAUACCUUCUGUAAUUACUUAAAUACACCACUGAAAAAACAUCAACUCUUGGAAGGCACGUGGAGGGAAGUGCGCUAUGGGCGCAGACGCCAACGCGCCUACGAUCCCGGCUGGGAUCACAUGAGAGAGGUGCAGUGGGGGAAGGACAGUGCACUUCCCGUGCCACUUCUGGCACAGGCUCAGUUCCCCUUAUCUACUAGGAAUAAUCAAUUAUGCUGUGUCUCAGAACAUUUUACUGUUCAUACAAACUCCCAUGGUCAUAUACAGUAGUGUCAGUCACAUUUAAAAUUGCUGCUUCACUCCUACUCCCAUCUCUAUUCCGAUUUAGCAGUUGUUGUUGUUGAAGAGAGAAGGUGUAUAGAUAAAAUGGAAGCUCCCACAAAGCGAAGAAACCAAGACUGACAGCCGGACAUAAGAUGUUAACUAGAUAAUGUAACUAACUAAAUAGGUAACGUUAGCUUAGUAGAUUAAAGCAAUAAGCCCUGAGAGGCGCGUCGUGCCUUAGCUGUUCUAGAAUCACUGUAAACCACGGCCUCAUGGGACUUAUUGCUUUUGGAAAACGGUUACUACAUAUACCUGGCAAGGUCAAUGAACAAUAAUUUAUUGAUAACAAAUAAUCAUUCUUCCACCAAGCAAUGUAACGGUAGUUCCUCAGCGACAUUCAGCAGAAUGGUUGCUAAGCAACACACAGACGCAACAACACAGACUCAAUUGAAACUUAAUGUUAAAGAUUGGGGUGAUUGUUAACAUUUAUCUGGAUAUAUUUAAGCACUGAUAACAUAGAUCCACACUGUAAAAAUUGAUUCUGUGGUCAUGUAGAUUUGAAUUAAUGUAUCAGGUAAAAUAUAUUCAAUAUAAUUGUGUUUUUGGUUUUGAGGAGAAUAUUUAAUUAAAAUUUAAAUAAAAAUGUUUGGAAUAAAAUCCGCCCAUUGUAAUUAAAUAAAACAUAAGCAUUAUGUUUACCUAAUCCCAAAUAGACAGAAUAUUGAGUGAAUUCUAAUUAAUGUAAUCAGGCAAAUUUUAAUUGAAAAGUACUUCCUGUCAAAGAGCGCCUUUUUAAAAAAAAAAAAAAAAAAAUGCAGCAGGCUAUCAUUUAGCCACAAGACAUUUGAAGAGAGUACAGACAGUGAAUGUUCGCCUUCUUCGACAUUGCUCAACUUGCAAAAUUUAACUGGUUGACUAAGAUCAAUGCAGAAUUUCAAAGAACAGCUACUGUACAUCUGGAGCCGAAAUUUAUGUCUGCGUUGGACCAUCACACUCCCAAGCUACUGACACUAUUUCGUGCCAAAGGUGGAGCACUUCGAAGAAGACUGGAGAUCAUAAUGGAACCGCUGGAGGACUCAGUGCACUCUUCGGUUGAGAGGACCAGAGAGGUUGUCCUUAAGUGUCUUAUAGAAUACCUUGGAGAACAAGGGGGACAUCUCAUCAAAGAAUUCAAUGACACUGAGAACUUGGAGGAACUUGAACAGCUCGUAAUGGCAAUUAUUGUGACCCCAAAGCCUGGAGCUUCUACAAGCAACAGCCCAAAGAACAUUGGAAUUGUCAUAGAGGGCGUGGAAGUCAUCACAGGACUUGGAGAUAUUGUGAGGGCUUGCUCUGUCCUCCUUGGCUUGACCUACGCACUGAAUCUCGAUUAUCCCAGACAGCUGAAGUACACCUUUGAGGUAUUCCAAAAACUUUUCUUGGAACUGGAUGAUUCAGAGCUGUCAAAGUCCAGUCCCUCAAGAGCAAACUUCUGGCUUGAAAUGAGACUGUAGUUGCAGUGCAGACUUUUGUGCUACACAAUGUCCCGCUUCUACAGAGCUUGAGAAUUGCACAUUUGAAAGUGCUCUGUUUGUAAGUUGGCACUGAUUUGGACUCUGUCCCAUGAAUGUCAUUGACAUUUCAAUUGUUGUUAGUUCAAAGUACAAAGUACAAAUGUUUUUACUCUGUACAAAUUGCACUUUUAUAGUUUAUGUUUUGGCACAUGCACUUAUGGAGAAUUUUUACUUUAAGAUCAUUAUUGAUCUAAUUUAGUGGUUCAGUGAGUUGAGAAAGGAUGGAAACAUGUUUAUGGACAUAUCACCAUUCUGUAAUAUGGCAUUUCUUUUUUUUCUUUUUAAUUGUUAAAGUCAGCAUUUUGUCCCUUUUCAAAGAUCUGUUUUGACAUGUGUGAGCAAACUUCUGGCUUUAAAAUGAGACUGUAGUUGCAGUUUACAUGUUGUGCUACACAAUGUUCAGCUUCAACAGAGCUAGCGAAUUGCACAUUUGAAAGUGUUGCUAUGUUUGCAAGUUAGCACUGAUUUGGACUCUCAUCCCACUAAUUUCUAUUGUGGUUAGUUCAAAGUACUAAAUGUGUUUUACUCCAUACAAAUUGUUUUGGUACAUGCACUUCUGGUGCAUUUUUCUUUAAGAUCAUUAUUAAUCCCAUUUAGUAGCUUAGUGAGGUGAGAAAGCAUGGAAACACAUGUUUAUGGAUACAUAAUCACUGUGUAAAAUGGAAUUUAUUUUUGUUUUUACAAAAAAGUUUGGAGUCAGUAUUCUGUCCUAUUCAAAUUUCUGGUUUGAAAAUGCAAGAUCUUACUUCUGGCCUGAAAUAAGACUGUGGUUGCAGUGUACACUGAUGCUACAAUGUGUUUGAAAGCACAAAAGUGAAUUGUUAAUAAACGUGUUAUUUGAU
Messenger RNA from Acanthopagrus latus (yellowfin seabream), 3473 nucleotides. RefSeq lists its product as uncharacterized. NCBI's taxonomy places the organism in Eukaryota, Metazoa, Chordata, Actinopteri, Spariformes, Sparidae. The record is from RefSeq and is a predicted model, not a curated record. The transcript is spliced from 4 exons. The coding region runs from base 1945 to 2571 and encodes 208 amino acids.